AUGAUGAAGAGAGAAAGAGAAGGAGAGGAGAAUAAUAAGGAUAUUACCAUCAUGGCCAACUAUUUGAUGCUAUUAUCGAGCGCCGGGCAACGAGUCGACUCGAGUAGCACAAAUCGCGUGUUCACGUGCAAAACGUGCGACCGGAAGUUCACGUCUUUUCAAGCCCUAGGCGGCCACCGAGCGAGCCACAAGAAACCGAGACUCUUGGACGGUGGGGCCCACGUUGAUCUUCAUAUUCCACCGCCAUCCCCGCCGAAGCCGAAGACCCACGAGUGCUCGAUAUGCGGGCUCGAGUUCCCGAUCGGCCAAGCGCUCGGGGGCCACAUGAGGAGACACCGGACGAGCUCUAGUGGCGGUGAAGAUCACUUUGUGAAGAAACUAUUAAUGCCGAACAACAACAAGAGGGUUUUGUGCCUAGAUUUAAACUUGACUCCAGUGGAGAACAAGUUUGUUUUUGGCAAGGUUGAUUCGUUUUGCUGGUGA
This is a messenger RNA of Striga hermonthica, 483 nucleotides long. NCBI's taxonomy places the organism in Eukaryota, Viridiplantae, Streptophyta, Magnoliopsida, Lamiales, Orobanchaceae. The record is from the annotation of a GenBank genome assembly.